This is a messenger RNA of Oncorhynchus nerka (sockeye salmon), 2883 nucleotides long. Its product is annotated as fibronectin type III and SPRY domain containing 1-like. Gene Ontology annotation, molecular function: protein binding. The coding region runs from base 89 to 1612 and encodes 507 amino acids. NCBI's taxonomy places the organism in Eukaryota, Metazoa, Chordata, Actinopteri, Salmoniformes, Salmonidae. The transcript is spliced from 14 exons. The record is from RefSeq and is a predicted model, not a curated record.
AGUGGGGUAAUCGUCUUCCUCUUUGGAGAGAACUUCGCCUGCCUGCCUAUGCAUUGGAUUUGAUUAUAUUUGUGUUUCGGUCCUCGGUAUGGACUCUCAAAAAGAGGCCCUACAGAGAAUAAUAACCACGUUGGCCAAUAAAAAUGAGGAGCUCCAUAACUUUAUGGAAACACUUAGUCACUCUCUGGCUGGUGUCCAGGUGAACUCCCCACAGGCAGUGUCCGACCUGGAGGAGGAGUUUGACAGGUUAUUCACCAUCCUGGUUGAGAUGAAGGAGAGUAUGAUCAACACCAUCAAACAGGAAGGGGCCAAGAAGACACAGGAACUGCAGCAUCAACUGACACAGAGCGGCAGUGCCUUGAAGAGUGCAGUGGAGCUGCUGCAGUUUGCUAACAAUGCUCUGGAUAUUAAAGACGAGGAUGAGUUCACUAAGGCUGCCAAGCAGAUCAAAGAUAGGGUAACAAUGGCACCAGCCUUCAGACUGACCAUGAAGCCCAAGGCCACAGACAACAUGGACCAUCUCAUGGUGGACUUCAACCAGGAACGGCAACUCCUCCAGAACCUCAAGUUUCUGCCUGUCCCUCGAGCCCCAGAGAUGGAGGUAGGGGACUGUCUGGUGUUAGACAACACUGUGUCUGUAGCCUGGAAGAUGCCAGUGGAGGACAGCAAGAUAGACCACUACAUACUGGAGUACAGAAAGACCGACCACGAAGGACUGCCACGCAUCAAAGACGAACGGUGCUGGGAGGUGGUGGACAACAUCAAGACCACAGAAUACUCACUGUCCGGUUUAAAGUUUGACUCCAAGUUCAUGAACUUCCGGGUACGAGCUUGCAACAAGGCAGCAGCUGGAGAAUACUCUGAUCCAGUUACCCUGGAAACCAGAGCGUUUAACUUCGGUUUCGACUCGUCGUCGUCCCAUCUGAACCUGAAGGUAGAGGACAGGAGUGUGGAGUGGGACCCCCAGGGAGGCAAGGGGCUGGAGAGCAAGGUCAAGGGCAAGGAGAACAAGGGCAGCGCUCAUCUUUCCAAUCUGAAGAACAUGUCAAGAAGUGGAACUCCGUCUCCCAAGAGGACGUCAACGACACGGUCUCCUGCCAUCAGAGGAGGCAGAGACCGGUUCACUGGAGAGUCCUACACCGUGCUAGGUGAUACCAGUAUGGACUGUGGUCAACACUACUGGGAGGUGAAAGCCCUUAAAGACUGUAAGUCCUACAGUGUUGGGGUCUCCUACAGGAACCUGGGAAAGUUUGACCAGCUGGGUAAGACCAACACUACCUGGUGUAUCCACAUCAACAAUUGGCUACAGCCCUCCUUCGCUGCCAAGCACAACAACAAGGCCAAGAGCCUGGACGGCACCGCGCCUGGACGCAUCGGGGUCUUCUGUGACCUGGACUCAGGACAACUGUCCUUCUACAACGCUGAAACCAAGCAGUUGAUCCACACGUUCAAGGCUAAGUUUAGCCAACCUGUAGUACCAGCCUUCAUGGUAUGGGGUGGAGGACUGAGCCUCAGUACAGGCAUGCAAGUCCCCAGUGCAGUCAAGAGUUUCCAGAAGACUGAGAACGGCCUGGGAGGAUCCAACAGCAGCCUCAACAGCAUGGCCCAGUAGCUCACACACUCACGGGCUACAUCUGGAACAGCACCCUGUUCUCUACUCAGUGCACUACUGUUGCUCUAUGCGGGCUCUGGUCUAAAGUAGUGCACUAUAUAGGGAAUAGGGUUCCAUAGGGCUCUGGUCUAAAGUAGUGCACUAUAUAGGGAAUAGGGUUCUAUAGGGCUCUGGUCUAAAGUAGUGCACUAUAUAGGGAAUAGGGUUCCAUAGGGCUCUGGUCUAAAGUAGUGCACUAUAUAGGGAAUAGGGUUCCAUAGGGCUCUGGUCUAAAGUAGUGCACUAUAUAGGGAAUAGGGUUCUAUAGGGCUCUGGUCUAAAGUAGUGCACUAUAUAGGGAAUAGGGUUCCAUAGGGCUCUGGUCUAAAGUAGUGCACUAUAUAGGGAAUAGGGUUCCAUAGGGCUCUGGUCUAAAGUAGUGCACUUUGUAGGGAAUAGGGUUCCAUUUCGGACGCAACCAAUGAUGAACUGAACUCGCUCCUCUGACUUCCUGCUUUCUGUGCAAGUACAACCCCUUCCUGUUUCUGAUCUGUCAGUCAACCCGAGCUGCCCGCUUCUUCAGAUGCACUGCGAGACAUGAGAAACGCUGGGCAUUGGAGGAACAAAACCAGCCUCGCCUUCACUCCUCUCGUAGUUUAACCAAGCCGCUCCAGAGGGUAUCAUCACGCAUCAGGGCUCUCCAAGCCUGUUCCUGGAGAGCUACCGUCCUGUAGGUUUCCACUGACCCUAACCUAGCAUACCUGAUUCUAAUAAUAAUAGCUGAUUGAUAAGCUGAAUCAUGGGUUGGAGCAAACCUACAGGGAGGGGGGGUGGCUCUUCAGGAACAACCAAUAACCCAGCUGCAGCAUUAAGGGUUAGUGGAACCCUCUUUACCAUGUUCCAAAUCGCUUAGGGUUUGAAUAUUAAAUUAAGAUUCUCAUUCUGGAUCAGAAAUGCUAGACGUUUAAUCAGGAUUCUCAUUCUGGAUCAGGAAUGCUAGACGUUAAAUUACGAUUCUCAUUCUGGAUCAGAAAUGCUAGACGUUUAAUCAGGAUUCUCAUUCUGGAUCAGGAAUGCUAGACGUUAAAUUACGAUUCUCAUUCUGGAUCAGGAAUGCUAGACGUUAAAUUACGAUUCUCAUUCUGGAUCAGGAAUGCUGGACGUUAAAUUACGAUUCUCAUUCUGGAUCAGGAAUGCUGGACGUUAAAUUACGAUUCUCAUUCUGGAUCAGGAAUGCUGGACGUUAAAUUACGAUUCUCAUUCUGGAUCAGGAAUGCUAGACGUUAAAUUAC